This is a messenger RNA of Solanum pennellii, 3598 nucleotides long. Its product is annotated as receptor-like protein 35. The transcript has 2 exons. The record is from RefSeq and is a predicted model, not a curated record. Lineage: Eukaryota; Viridiplantae; Streptophyta; Magnoliopsida; Solanales; Solanaceae. The coding region runs from base 252 to 3407 and encodes 1051 amino acids. Gene Ontology annotation, molecular function: protein binding.
CUAAAUUUUUCUCUUCCUCUGGUCUUUUGGUAGAUUUAAGUUUUUAAAAAGUCAGAAAUGUAUCACAGUAGUACUAGAUAUAAAUAUUCUAACCAUACAAGUCCAAUCAUAUUAACAAUUUCAUAAAUGAAGCAAGACCAAAGAGGAGACUUCAAAGUCUUCCACAUAAUGAACCAAAAGGGCUAACAUCAAACAAGUUAUUAAGUUCCUUCGAACUGCAUAUCUGAGUCAUAUUCAAGCUAACAAGUUGCAUGAAAAUGAUGACAACUCUGUACUUCCUAUGGCUUCUCUUGAUUCCCUCGUUUCAAAUCUUAUCAGGAUACCACAUUUUAUUGGUUUCCUCUCAAUGUCUUGAUGAUCAAAAGUCAUUGUUGCUGCAGUUGAAGGGCAGCUUCCAAUAUGAUUCUACUUUGUCAAAUAAAUUGGCAAGAUGGAACCACAACACAAGUGAAUGUUGCAAUUGGAAUGGGGUUACAUGUGACCUCUCUGGUCAUGUGAUUGCCUUGGAACUGGAUGAUGAGAAAAUUUCAAGUGGAAUUGAGAAUGCAAGUGCUCUUUUCAGUCUUCAGUAUCUUGAGAGGCUAAAUUUGGCUGACAACAAGUUCAAUGUUGGCAUACCAGUUGGUAUAGGCAACCUCACCAACUUGACGUACCUGAAUUUAUCCAAUGCCGGUUUUGUUGGCCAAAUUCCUAUGAUGUUAUCAAGGUUAACAAGGCUAGUUACUCUUGAUCUCUCAACUCUUUUCCCUGACUUUGCCCAGCCACUAAAACUAGAGAAUCCCAAUUUGAGUCAUUUCAUUGAGAACUCAACAGAGCUUAGAGAGCUUUACCUUGAUGGGGUUGAUCUCUCAGCUCAGAGGACUGAGUGGUGUCAAUCUUUAUCUUCAUAUUUGCCUAACUUGACUGUCUUGAGCUUGCGUUAUUGUCAAAUUUCAGGCCCUAUUGAUGAAUCACUUUCUAAGCUUCACUUUCUCUCUUUCAUCCGUCUUGACCAGAACAAUCUCUCUACCACAGUUCCUGAAUAUUUUGCCAAUUUCUCGAACUUGACUACAUUGACCCUGGUCUCUUGUAAUCUGCAAGGAACAUUUCCUGAAAGAAUCUUUCAGGUACCAGUUUUAGAGAGUUUGGACUUGUCAAGUAACGAGUUGCUUCGUGGUAGUAUUCCAAUUUUUUUUCGAAAUGGAUCUCUGAGGAGGAUAUCACUAAGCUACACCAACUUUUCCGGUUCAUUACCAAAGUUCAUCUCGAACCAUCAAAAUCUAUCAAGGUUAGAGCUUUCUAAUUGCAAUUUCUAUGGAUCAAUAUCUUCCACAAUGGCAAACCUUACAAAUCUUGUUUAUUUGGACUUCUCCUGGAACAAUUUCACUGGUUCUAUCCCAUAUUUUCAACUGUCCAAGAAACUCACCUACUUAGAUCUUUCAGGUAAUGGUCUAACUGGUCUCUUGUCUAGAGCUCAUUUUGAAGGACUCUCAGAGCUUGUCUACAUAAAUUUAGGGGACAAUUCACUCAACGGGACUCUUCCUGCAUAUAUAUUUGAGCUCCCCUCCUUGCAGAAGCUUUUGCUUCACAGCAAUCAAUUUGUUGGUCAAGUCGAUGAAUUCCGCAAUGCAUCCUCCUCUCUGUUGGAUACAGUUGAUUUGAGAAACAACCACCUGAAUGGAUCGAUUCCCAAGUCCAUGUUUGAAGUUGGGAGGCUUAAGGUCCUCUCACUUUCUUCCAACUUCUUUAGCGGGACAGUUACCGUUGAUCUCAUUAGAAGUCUGAACAACCUUUCAAGUCUGGAGCUUUCUUACAAUAACAUGACUGUUGAUACAAGUAGCAGCAAUUCAACCUCUUUCACAUUUCCUCAGUUGAACAUAUUGAAACUAGCUUCUUGUCGGCUGCAAAAGUUCCCUGAUCUCAAGAAUCAGUCAAGGAUGUUCCAGUUAGACCUUUCAGACAACCAAAUACAGGGGGCAAUACCAAAUUGGAUUUGGGGAAUUGAUGGUGGAGGUUUGACUUACCUGAAUCUUUCCUUCAAUCAACUGGAGUACGUGGAACAACCUUACAAUGUUUCCAGACAUCUUUCCGUCCUUGACUUGCAUUCCAAUAAGCUCAAGGGUGACCUACCAAUUCCACCUUAUUAUGCUAUAUAUUUGGAUUACUCGAGCAAUAAUUUCAGCAAUUCCAUCCCACUAGAUAUUGGAAAGUCUCUUGGUUUUGCCUCCUUUUUCUCGGUAGCAAACAAUGGCAUUACUGGAAUAAUUCCUGAAUCCAUAUGCAAUGUCAGUUACCUUCAAGUUCUUGAUUUCUCUAAUAAUGCCUUGAGUGGCACAAUACCACCAUGUCUACUGGAUAAUGUUUUUGGAGUUGUAAAUCUUGGGAACAAUAAACUCAAUGGUGUUAUACCAGAUUCAUUUUCAAUUGGUUGUUCUCUACAAACAUUAGACCUCAGUGCGAAUAACUUACAAGGCAGGCUGCCAAAAUCGAUUGUGAAUUGUAAGUUGUUGGAGGUCCUGAAUGUUGGAAAUAACAGACUUGUUGAUCAUUUCCCAUGCAUGUUGAGGAAUUCAAACAGUCUGAGGGUCCUAGUCUUACGCUCCAAUCAAUUCAAUGGAAAUCUUAUGUGUGAUGUAACCAGAAAUAGCUGGCAGAAUCUCCAGAUCAUAGAUAUAGCUUCCAACAACUUCACUGGUGUGUUGAAUGCAGAAUUCUUUUCAAAUUGGAGAGGAAUGAUGGUUGCAGAUGAUUACGUGGAGACAGGAUGCAAUCAUAUCCAGUAUAAGUUCUUCCAAGUAAGUAACUGGUACUAUCAGGACACAGUGACAUUAACCAUCAAAGGCAUGGAGCUGGAGCUUGUGAAGAUUCUCAGGGUCUUCACAUCUAUUGAUUUCUCUUCCAAUAGAUUUCAAGGAGCGAUACCAGAUGCUAUCGGGAAUCUCAGCUCACUUUAUGUUCUGAAUCUGUCACACAAUGCCCUUGAGGGACCAAUCCCAAAAUCGAUUGGGAAGCUACAAAUGCUUGAAUCACUAGACCUGUCAACAAACCACCUGUCCGGGGAGAUCCCAUCAGAGCUUGCAAGUCUCACAUUCUUAGCAGCUUUGAACUUAUCGUUCAACAAAUUGUUUGGCAAAAUCCCAUCAACUAAUCAGUUUCAAACAUUCUCAGCAGAUUCCUUUGAAGGAAACAGUGGCCUAUGCGGGCUCCCUCUCAACAACAGUUGUCAAAGCAAUGGCUCAGCCUCAGAGUCCCUGCCUCCACCAACUCCGCUACCAGACUCAGAUGAUGAAUGGAAGUUCAUUUUUGCAGCAGUUGGAUACAUAGUAGGGGCAGCAAAUACUAUUUCAGUUGUGUGGUUUUACAAGCCAGUGAAGAAAUGGUUUGAUAAGCAUAUGGAGAAAUGCUUGCUUUGGUUUUCAAGAAAGUGAUUAUUAAGCCCAUAAAUAAUGAGUUUAUAUGUAUAAUUCUUGGAGUGUUUUGUUUUAAAUAAACAACAGGAUAAGGAAAAUCAAGUCAAUAAACUCGCAGAACAUGAUUGUUAUUUCCUUUGAUGAAUGUAUACAAUUUUCAAUAUUGGUUCUUCAACCAUAACCGCAGGCUAAACUGUCAGUUGUUGGAA